This is a messenger RNA of Neolamprologus brichardi, 1937 nucleotides long. It is a transcript of the gene tfam, whose product is annotated as transcription factor A, mitochondrial. NCBI's taxonomy places the organism in Eukaryota, Metazoa, Chordata, Actinopteri, Cichliformes, Cichlidae. The record is from RefSeq and is a predicted model, not a curated record. Gene Ontology annotation, biological process: regulation of transcription by RNA polymerase II.
CGCCGUUUCGUUUAAUUCAAAACGAACAUCAGAUGACUUUAGUUGUCUUAAAGUUGUUUUGACCGCGUUGUCUUUGAGUCUGUUUGUGCUGUAAAGCUGAUUUGCUGCUUUGUUGGGAGUAAAGCUUCAACACAGGAAGUUAAAAAAAAACAACAGUUGACCUUUUCCCACAAUCCACCGGGAGAGAGUGAAGGCGCGUUUUGUUGGUAGACAGUUGGCGCGUGUCCGUGGGCUCCCUGGGUUCCAGCGCUAUCGCAGCCUCGCAUGCACGAGCACAGAGACAACGCGCCUGCUCUUCGCUCCCCUGUUCGCGGACUUUCGCGCUGAUUACCGCCGACAUGGCUCCGUACUUGCUGGCAGCAGGUGUUAGCCUGCUGGCUAAGUCCUUCAGUGUGCUCUCCUGCACUGGCUCUCUGGCGAGGUGUACCAGCGUGCUGCCCUCUGCAUUCUUCAGCCCAGUGAAGUUUCUGACCUCCGAGGCCCGCCCCCCUCCAAAGAGACCUCUGAACGGAUACCUGAGAUAUGUUCAGCAACAGAAGCCGAUCGUGGCCAGACAGCACCCAGAAAUCAAAGCAGUGGAUCUGAUUAAGACGAUUGCCCAGCAGUGGAGAUCACUGAGCCCAGAACAGAAACAGCCGUUUCAGGAAGCUUCUCUCCGGGCCCGGGAACAGUUCAAGGUGGAUCUAGAGCGCUAUCAAGCCCAGCUGACUCCUGCACAGCUGCAGCAACAAGCCCAGGAGAAAAGGCAGAGGAGGGCCAAGAGGAAGGCCAUCCGCAAGAAGAGGGAGUUGACAAACCUGGGGAAGCCCAAACGUCCUCGCUCUCCUUUCAACAUCUUCAUGUCGGAGCACUUUGAGGAGGCUAAAGGAAUUACGUCUCAGGCUAAGAUGAAGUCGCUGUUGGAGGACUGGAGGAAUCUCUUCAGCCAUCAGAAACAGGUCUACACGCAGCUCGCUGAGGACGACAAGAUUCGCUACAAGAAUGAGAUGAAGUCGUGGGAGGACCACAUGGUGGACAUCGGGAGAGAAGACCUGAUCCGAGAGCGGACCCGGUCUACCAGGAAGAAACCUGCUGCGAGAGCCAAGAAGGCAACAAAGAAGGUAACAAAGAAGGUAACAACGAAGGCAACAACGAAGGCUAAAACUGUGAAGAAAGCCACGGGAACGUCAAAACCCUCCAAGAAGACCACAAAAAGCAGAUCAGCGAAAACUGUCAGCCCGCCGUCCACCAAGAAGACAUAAGACGCGUCCAGAGGAGGUGACAGGAGCUGCGAUGGCUCGGGGCGGAGCUCGGCCUCGCUUCUCUCUGACUUGAAAGCCCCAGCUGUCUCAGCUCUUCAGGUUCAACAGGACAAAACUUUGAUAACCUUCAGACAGAUCCGCAUCAUCGAUGUCUCCAGAUAAACCGCGAUGGCAGCAUUUGUAAAAAAGCUACCUGUGAGUUUGAGUCCUUCCUGUGAUGCCGACUCACUCCUCCAGGCUUAGAUGGAGUAGUAAAAUACAAGUUUGACUUUAAAAGUGUGAGCGCCAAAUGAAGCAGCCUGUUGGAGUCGGAGCACUGACGUGUACCGCUGUGGUGCUGACAGGAACAAACGGGUUCCUGUUGCCGUCCUCGAACACCUGCAGGAUUAAUGUGGGCUGCAUUUUUUACUUCAACACAUCCACACAAAAUCCUACAACCAUGUAAUAGUCUGAAUGUGUCCUGUAAGGUCCUGAUUCCACCUGAACCUGACAUAAAUCCAUACCUGGUGCUGGUGAGCGUGCAGCUUUAAAAGCAGCGCUCGGUCCCACAUUUCCUCUUGAGGUCAGAGCACCGCUGUUCACAUGCAAGAAACCUGACUGAAUCUUAGUGUCAUUACUGUCACGCGUGUUGCUUCAGUAGCAACAUGUGACGUCCUGCUGUCUGUGACCCUGAAUGAAACCAGCUGCUCUGUACUC